AUGGAAAUGACUCAAUACCCCAUUAUUGGUACAAACCAGUCUUUAGAGCAAUUAUGGUCUCAAGUGGAGGAGAAAUACAAUUUGACAAGAGAUAAAUAUUGGGUGGAACGUUCUGCUCGGUCUUUACAGUGCAGGAUGCAGACAAUAGAAAAGGCAGUGAAGAAAUUAAACGGAUGUAUUCGACAAGUGGAAAAUUUAAGUCCGAGUGGUGCAUCAAACGAAGAUAUUAUCAAUCGAGCAAAGAAAAUGCUUUUGGACGAUCCUAACUAUAAGAAAGGAUUCAAGUUUGAUCAUGUGUGGCACAUUGUGAGGAACUUUGAGAAGUUUAAAGAUAAUGUUAUUACAUCUAACCAAAUUAAUCGAAAGCAUGGAUUUGACUAUGUAUCAUCAUAA
This is a messenger RNA of Dioscorea cayenensis subsp. rotundata (Guinea yam), 393 nucleotides long. RefSeq lists its product as uncharacterized. The transcript is spliced from 2 exons. Lineage: Eukaryota; Viridiplantae; Streptophyta; Magnoliopsida; Dioscoreales; Dioscoreaceae. The record is from RefSeq and is a predicted model, not a curated record. Bases 1 to 393 code for a protein of 130 amino acids.